AUGCCCAGCCAAGAUCAGGGAAUCAGCCCACUCUUUGACGACCGAGCCGAAGAAGCCAUUCAAUACUCACCCGGACUACUAGCGCAGCUCCCCAAACAUGAGGAACGACCUGAUCGCGUCUGGGGACUUCGGGACACAAAAAGAUUCGCUCGCUUGCUACAGUCAAAUCAAAAUAUCAGGUCCAGUUUGGCUCGAGCUGCAGACAAGGAUGGCGACUGGAACGCUGGCCCUCUUGUGUGGUUCUUAGCUUACAAGGAUGAGCAGUGGAGGGUUCAGGCUGCAUAUGUUGAUGAACAGAACGGGAAAAUCUCUUAUGCCCGAGACAUAUACCGCGAGGGAAUAGCCCGUAGUCUUUAUAAGUUAGCGGCUUCUGACUCUACAAGUUUGGUCCAAGACGAAGAUAUCUUCUCUUUCGCUGGAAACGUGGCGGACUGGAUCUCCGCCAAUCCGGACACAAGAGAAUCUGGAAGACGUCCGGCUUAUGAAGACCCUCUCCACGAUUUCUACUGCAAGGAUGGAGUAGUGCGCGAUGCGAGGUUUAUUUGCAAACAACUUGUUGGUAUAAUGAUCACAGCCGAGAACCUGGAUGAGUUCCUAGGUUCAGGAAAAACGGACACCGAGACCAGACAGCUCACAGCCUCACUCCUCGACAGUAUCGAAGAUUCUUUCCAGGUUAAAGGAAGUGUUCUGAACGAAUUGGAACUCUCUUGGACUGGAUUCGAUAAGAGCCUACCAGAAAUGCCGCACCCAGAAGAGACGUUCCUCGUUGUGGUCACCUCGCGUUUCUAUCUUAAUAAUCACUGGGGUCAAGUAAGAGAGUUGACUUAUGUUGCCGUGUGCUCCCAUGGUCACAUCGCUGGCCGGAUUUGGCGACUUGUUGGCGAGGUCAGUGAGGGAUAA
This is a messenger RNA of Fusarium redolens, 900 nucleotides long. RefSeq lists its product as uncharacterized. NCBI's taxonomy places the organism in Eukaryota, Fungi, Ascomycota, Sordariomycetes, Hypocreales, Nectriaceae. The coding region runs from base 1 to 900 and encodes 299 amino acids. The transcript has 4 exons. The record is from RefSeq and is a predicted model, not a curated record.